AGUAUUUGAGCACAGGGUCUGCUUUCACUUUGAAAGCUGUCCUAAGUUGCUGUGUGCAGAAGGGCUAUAGGAGAGAAGAGAGGAAUCAGGAAGACUACAGAGUGUUUCACAACGUGAUGUCCGGUGGCUUCUUGGACCAGUUGGCAUGAGAAGGUGGAAUUUGGAAGAUGCCUGCAGAGAAGAAAAAUGUGAUGAACCACUGGUAUCUGCCCUCCCUCACUCAGCUUUCAGCAGCUCAUCCUCGAUGUCUGGGAGUUAUUCUCCGGGCUAUGCAAAGAUCAACAAGCGAGGGGGUGCUGGGGGAUGGUCUCCAUCAGACAGUGACCAUUAUCAAUGGCUUCAGGUUGACUUUGGCAAUCGGAAGCAGAUCAGUGCUAUUGCUACCCAAGGCAGAUACAGCAGCUCGGACUGGGUGACCCAAUACCGCAUGCUCUACAGCGACACUGGGAGGAACUGGAAACCCUAUCAUCAAGAUGGGAAUAUCUGGGCCUUUCCAGGGAACGUCAACGCCGACAGUGUGGUCCGGCAUGACCUGCAGCACCCGGUGACCGCACGCUUCGUGCGGGUGGUGCCGCUGGACUGGGGCGCCGAGGGCCGCAUCGGGCUGCGCGUGGAACUGUAUGGCUGUGCCUACUGGGCUGAUGUUAUCAGCUUUGAUGGCCAUGUUGUCUUGCCAUAUAGAUUCAGAAACAAGAAGAUGAAAACACUGAAAGAUGUCAUCGCCUUGAAAUUUAAAACCUCUGAAAGUGAAGGGGUCAUCCUGCAUGGAGAAGGACAGCAAGGGGAUUAUAUCACUUUGGAGCUGAAGAAAGCCCAGCUGGUCUUCAGCUUAAACUUAGGAAGCAACCAGCUGGGCCCCAUCUACGGCCACACGUCUGUGAUGACCGGGAGCCUGCUGGAUGACCACCACUGGCACUCAGUGGUCAUCGAGCGCCAGGGCCGGGGCAUCAACCUCACCCUGGACCGGAGCCUGCAGCACUUCCGCACCAACGGGGAGUUCGACUACCUGGACUUGGACUAUGAGAUAACCUUUGGAGGCAUACCUUUCUCUGGCAAGCCAAGCUCCAGCAGCAGAAAGAAUUUCAAAGGCUGCAUGGAAAGCAUUAACUACAAUGGCGUCAACAUAACUGAUCUUGCAAGAAGGAAGAAACUGGAGCCAUCAAAUGUGGGAAAUCUGAGCUUCUCAUGUGUGGAGCCCUACACGGUGCCCGUCUUCUUCAACGCCACCAGCUACCUGCAGGUGCCCGGACGGCUCGGCCAGGACCUAUUUUCCGUCAGUUUCCAGUUCAGGACGUGGAACCCCAAUGGUCUCCUGCUUUUCAGCCAGUUGGCGGACAAUCUGGGCACCGUGGAGAUUGACCUCACCGAAAGCAAAGUGAGUGUCCACAUCAACGUCACGCAGACGAAGAUGAGCCAAGUGGACAUCUCCUCUGGUUCUGGAUUGAAUGAUGGGCAGUGGCACGAGGUUCGUUUCCUAGCUAAGGAAAACUUUGCUAUUCUCACCAUCGAUGGAGAUGAGGCUUCCGCAGUGCGAACUAACAGUCCUCUGCAAGUUAAAACAGGAGAGAAGUACUUUUUUGGAGGCUUUCUGAACCAGAUGAGCAGCACAAGCCCCGCUGUCCUCCAGCCGUCAUUCCAAGGGUGCAUGCAGCUCAUCCAGGUGGACGAUCAGCUCGUGAACCUGUAUGAAGUGGCCCAGAGGAGGCCAGGAAGCUUUGCCAACGUCAGCAUCGACAUGUGCGCCAUCAUAGACAGAUGUGUGCCCAACCACUGCGAGCAUGGCGGCAAGUGCGCGCAGACCUGGGACAGCUUCAGAUGCACUUGUGAUGAGACGGGGUACAGCGGGGCCACCUGCCACAACUCUAUCUACGAGCCGUCCUGCGAAGCCUACAAGCACCUCGGCCAGACGUCCAAUUACUACUGGAUAGAUCCCGACGGCAGCGGGCCCCUGGGGCCUCUGAAAGUCUACUGCAACAUGACAGAGGACAAGGUGUGGACCAUCGUGUUCCACGACCUGCACACGCAGACGACAGUGGUGGGCUACCAGCCCGAGAAGUACUCGGUGACGCAGCUCGCCUACAGCGCCUCCAUGGAGCAGAUCAGCGCCAUCACCAGCAGCGCCGAGUACUGCGAGCAGUUCGUCUCCUACUUCUGCAAGAUGUCGCGGCUGCUAAACACCCCAGAUGGCAGUCCUUACACCUGGUGGGUUGGCAAAGCCAAUGAGAAGCACUACUACUGGGGAGGCUCUGGACCUGGAAUUCAGAAAUGUGCCUGUGGCAUCGAGCGCAACUGCACCGACCCCAAGUACUACUGCAACUGUGACGCGGAUUACAAGCAGUGGAGGAAGGACGCUGGCUUCUUGUCCUACAAAGAUCACCUGCCGGUGAGCCAGGUGGUGGUUGGAGAUACAGACCGCCAAGGCUCAGAAGCCAAACUGACCGUGGGUCCCCUGCGUUGCCAAGGAGACAGGAAUUACUGGAACGCUGCCUCCUUCCCAAACCCGUCCUCCUACCUGCACUUCUCAACUUUCCAAGGGGAAACAAGCGCUGACAUUUCUUUCUACUUCAAAACACUCACCCCCCGGGGAGUCUUUCUGGAAAACCUCGGGAACACAGACUUCAUCAAGCUGGAGCUAAAAUCUGCCACAGAAGUGUCCUUUUCCUUUGACGUUGGCAACGGGCCAGUGGAGAUUGUGGUGCGGUCGCCCUCGCCCCUCAACGACGACCAGUGGCACCGGGUCACUGCCGAGAGGAACGUCAAGCAGGCCAGCCUGCAGGUGGACCGGCUGCCGCAGAGGACCCGCAAGGCCCCGACGGAAGGCCACACCCGCCUGGAGCUCUACAGCCAGCUGUUUGUCGGUGGUGCCGGGGGCCAGCAGGGCUUCCUGGGCUGCAUCCGCUCCCUGAGGAUGAAUGGGGUGACCCUGGACCUGGAGGAAAGGGCAAAGGUCACAUCUGGCUUCAAAUCCGGCUGCUCGGGCCACUGCACCAGCUAUGGGACCAACUGCGAGAACGGCGGCAAAUGCAUCGAGAAAUACCACGGCUACUCCUGCGAUUGCUCCCACACGGCUUACGACGGAACUUUUUGCAACAAAGAUGUUGGUGCGUUUUUUGAAGAGGGGAUGUGGCUGCGGUACAACUUCCAGGCAUCAGGAGGCGGUGCCAAAGAGGCGGGCAGUCGACCGGAGGGCCCCCCAGAUCAACAGGGCUCGUCCCCUGACCUGGCCCAUGAGGAAAUCCACUUCAGCUUCAGCACCACCAAAGCGCCCUGCAUCCUGCUGUACGUCAGCUCCCUCACCACGGACUUCCUGGCCGUUCUCGUCAAGCCCUCCGGAAGCUUGCAGAUUCGGUACAACCUGGGCGGCACCAGGGAGCCAUACAGCAUCGACGUGGACCACAGGAACAUGGCCAGCGGGCAGCCCCACAGCGUGAACAUCACCCGCCACGAGAGGACCAUCACGCUCAAGCUGGACCAUUACCCUUCUGUGAGCUACCACCUGCCAAGCUCGUCAGACACACUCUUCAACUCUCCCAAGUCGCUCUUUCUAGGAAAAGUGAUAGAGACAGGGAAGAUUGAGCAGGAGAUUCACAAGUACAACACCCCCGGAUUCACCGGCUGCCUCUCCAGAGUCCAGUUCAACCAGAUCGCCCCUCUCAAGGCGGCCUUGAGGCAAACCAACGCCUCCGCUCACGUGCACGUCCAGGGCGAGCUGGUGGAAUCCAACUGCGGGGCCUCCCCGCUAACCCUCUCCCCCAUGUCGUCCGCCACAGACCCCUGGCACCUGGAUCACCUGGACUCAGCCAGUGCCGACUUCCCCUAUAACCCCGGACAAGGUCAAGCCAUCAGAAAUGGAGUGAACAGGAACUCGGCUAUCAUUGGAGGGGUCAUCGCCGUGGUGAUCUUCACCAUCCUCUGCACCUUGGUCUUCCUCAUCCGGUACAUGUUCCGUCACAAGGGCACCUACCACACCAACGAAGCUAAGGGGGCGGAAUCGGCAGAGAGCGCAGACGCCGCCAUCAUGAACAACGACCCCAACUUCACAGAGACCAUUGACGAAAGCAAAAAGGAGUGGCUCAUUUGAGGGGUGGCUCUUUGGCUAGGGGACAGGGAGGGGGGAACUCUGGGGUGGAGGGAUAGGGACAAAAGCACCCUGCUUCAUACUCCUGAGCACAUCCUUAAACUAUCAGCACAAGUUGGGGGAGGCAAACAACAGAAAAUUCUUGAGACUGAUCACCACAAAAAAUACUUUUUAAUAUUUCUUUAUAGCUGAGUUUCCCCUUCUGUAUCAAAACAAAAUAAUACAAAAAAUGCUUUUAGAGUUUAAGCAAUGGUUGAAAUUUGUAGGUACUAUCUGUCUUAUUUUGUGUGUUUAGAGGUAUUCUAAAGACCCAUGGUAACAGGGCAAGUUUUCUACAUUUUUAAGAGCCCUUAGAAUGUGGAUAUUUUUUUCUUGAGAAAAGCUGAUGCACAUACAUAUGACCUCCAGCAUUCUCUUCGUUUUGCUUAUAGUCAACUUUUAAUGGGCUACUGUAGUAACUAGUUCGUGUUCAUAUAAUUCCUCUUCUGUCCUGUCAAUGGUAAAGAAAGGGACAAAGGGAAUUUACUAUCUGCCAGUUUUCAGAGACCUCAGUCUAAGCCAAUGGUCUGAGGUUCUACCUGACGCAGUGGAAGGAGGAAAAAUGUGUGGCAUCCUUUAUGAAACAACAUAGUCUACACAACAGAGGGCAUCACAACAGAGGGGAAUUAGCUUCCUAUUGGGAAUGGCUUUAUUUCUCAUCUAGUUCUGCAAGGUAAUAGCGUCCCAUGUAUGUCGUCUUAGACCUGAUCAGUAUCACUAUCAGCUACAACACCACAGUGACCAGCUAUUACAAAAGAUUUUAGCCUACACCUAUUGGAUCACAUUAUGUGUGUGAGCAUCCCAGUGGGAAAUGAGAGCUACUAUUUGUUUCUUUCAUAGUGUAGUGAGAGUGUGGACGCUUCCCAGUGAGUAUGUGAAUUAGGUUGCUCUUCUCAUUUUGCUUUAAAACUCAUUUUUAAGCCCCUGUGAUACAAUCCUAGCAGAGCGUCCACUGAAUGGACAUGCCGUAAUAAAGCCAAGUUAUGACCACUAUUAUUAUCAUCGUUAUUACUCUGAAAUCAAAUGGAAAACACUGCCAAAUUUUAAGUCCUCCAUGUAGUGUUCCAUCCCAAACAGACAGGCUGCCAUGAUUCAGGGAUCUUCUGUGGCAGCACAUUGGAACCUCAGUUUCACCACACAGCUGGUAAUUGUUGCUUCUCAGACAACAAACAUGUCUAGUCAAUCACACCUUGACCAACUAUUCCAACAAGUAACUCCCUGAUUUUAUCUGAUGAAAUAGGCUUUGAGUAAACAAGUGGGACAAAGCUUCUAUAGGACGAUCCAAAAUAAUCAGUUCAUUUACUUCUAAAAAGAUUACAAACUUUAUUUCUUGCAUAACUACCAUUUAGGAUCAUUAGGGUUCAGGCUCUUAUACUUAAUAAACACUUUUAGGAAAAAACUAAACUUCCACAUUUGGGGGCAUUCAGCAUGACUGCUUUUUUCCUUCUCCUGGAAAGGGGUAAGAUGAGGUUUAAAAUGUAUUGGUGCCAGUUUUCUGAUGGCCUGCCUCAAUAAAAUGGAAAUUCUGGCUCAUUUUGUUAGGGUUAUUGAUACACUGUCAGGAUACUCUGUAUAGCUAACUUACUGGAGGAUCUCAACUCCUUGAAUAAUGGAAAGUGUUAUCCAGAGCUGCCACGGUACAUUUCACCAAUACAUACACAUUCCAGAGGGAGUAUUGACCAACAGUUUACUCCUUACACAAGUCAAGGCAACAGAACUAGAGGAAGUCCUUUUGCUCUUGGUUGCUGACCUCAGACAUUAUUAGAAUUUGUCUUGAUCAUUUUUUAAAAGGUCUUGAUCAUUCUCCAUAAGGCACAUUUAAAAUGCAAAGUAUUAAAGAGUACUAAGUGUCAGCACAAUGUAAGAUUUGCAAAUGACAUGCUGAAGACAAAGGGUGUUUAGUUAAUCAAGAUGACUGCCAUUAAGGGUUCUUUUAUGUAUUGUAAAAUUGAAAAAGCUGAUUUUAAACACUGUCUUAGAGAUGUUUCGUGUUCUUUUAGACCUCCUUUGUGUUAUAUUACUUUUGCACUUCAUGCACAAUGCCAGAUGGAAAUUUAUUUCUUGCAUUUCCCAUGAUAGCUCGAUUCUUUAUGCACAGUCUCAGCACUUUCUUUCCAAAACGAGUAGGGGAUUAAAAGAAUCAAAAACCUCUCCUGAUACUUCAGUGUUCUCACUGUUUCUCUGCCCUCACUACUUUCCUCUUUUUCUACCACCAGAGGCAAAAAAUAAAACUAAACAUUUCUCUUGCCGAAUUUUGGAAGCUUGGGCACAGAAAUUGACUGCAGGGAUGAGGAGUGGCUCCACCCUUAAGGGGGUUACAAGCCAGCCAGGGGCCAGCACACAAAAGACAGAGAAGGUGUUAGUUGGCAAGGUGGGGUGGAGGGCUGGAAACCUGGGAUUGUGAUCUUGCACCAAAAUUUCUAAGUGUAAUUGUGCAGUCCUUAUCCAGUGCACUCUCUGUGGUAAAUAAUUUGCUUGGGUGAAGAAAGAGAAGCAAGCUUUUUCAUCCAGCUCCCCUCUCCCUGCAAGCUCAGAACAACACACCUGCCCCCCCACCCCUGCAUUCAGACCCAAGCUGGCUCCCAGUCUCGUUUUGUCAGUCAUUGACCAAAAAACCUCCUCCUCUGUAUCCCGAUACACCAUCGGUGGAGCACAGAUCAGCUGGUGGCAGCCUCUGGGAGUAACAAGAAAAUGAAAACAAACCAAACUUUUCUUAGAUAAGAGGCCGUUUUAAGCUUCCAGAAAACUUGUGGCCGGUGGAGGGUGGUUUGGGCAGGAGGCCUGCUCUGUAAAUAACAAGCACCUGUGUUUCGAGAAGCUGGAAGGGGCUUAGACUGCAGCGAGCACAGUACCACACGGGCACCGCAAACCACUCCCUGGGUCAAGGAAACCUGCGCAGGAGGUAAAAAGCUGUAUGAAGGUAUAUUCCCUGGCUUAAUAUAGGAAAACAUUUCCCGGUGACUUUUAACCAGCUACUCAGAGGGAGAGACUGGUGACAUGGAGGCUUUUCUUGAACUCAUGUGAGAGUUGGGGUGCAGGUGUUAGACCAAUGUCCUGUGGCCCCGGGUUUGAUAGACAAGCAUCCUUCACUCCCAGGAGCAGAAAUUCCGAGGCACAGGAAAAAAGACUUGGCUCUCUCCAAAGAAUAGAUGUUAACGUGAGGGGUGAGCGGCCGUGGAACAGCCUCGGAUGCCACACCGAGAGCUGGACCCGGCGCCAGGCCCUGAAAGCUCUUCAGGAAAAAGCUAACGGCCCCCAGGUGUGAACAUGAGCAGUGUAGCGUCGGGAAGAAACGUCCUUCUGUCUCUGAGUCUGGACAGUCCUUCCAAGUGCUCGUUUCUCCCUCGCCAUUUUCUUAAGGUGCAAACGUUCUGGUCAUCCCUUUACAUCUCGCGCCUCCAAACGAUAAACACCUGAUGAGCACGUCAGAGCUUCUUCCCUUUCGCCCUCCCCGUCAAGCAGUUCUCAAAAGGCAGUUACCCAAGGGAGUUCCAGGGAGCAGCCGCAAACAGGACUGGGAUGGAGUCCCCCCGAGACCCUGAUGCUAAAACAGGUGACAAACCACGGCCACACCCCUGGCUGAUUUGAGCUAAAAACUGGGGGCCCCGUUUGUUAAAUGUUUGGAGGACAUAGACCCCGAGGGUCAGCUGAACUCUGACCUUUGUCAUUCCUGAACCCGUCCUUCCUCACCCCGUUUUUAAGACAGAUGUUUCACCUCCUCCAUGAGACAAUUGUGAGGCGCCCUGGGUUCUCAGUGGCAGGAUGCUUUGAAACGAAAGGCCAAAGUCGGGGAGGCCCGUGGACACGCACCCGUGUGCAGGAACGUAGGGUCUUGUGGGUCGUUGCUCCACAGCUGCUCAGUUGUUAGACGGCCGGGGAGCAAAUCCGUCAACUUGGGGAGAUGCAAAGACGUCAGACCUCACACUCCUGAAGCCCUCGGGCCCCGCUGGGGGUGGCGUGUGGCUGGGCGGGCUUCUUAGCAAAGACCACAUAGAAACUGGAGCUCAGCUCGUAGCUGGGGCCCUCGGCCUGUGCGUUCCCUGCAUAAGGCUGGAUCCUUCCCUCUUCUUCCCUGCAGUACCUCUUGGGCACCGGUAGUGUGUAAAACGCGUCAUGACGCAGGGAAGCCGUGUGGAAAGGUGGGUCUCUCCUGCUGAGCAGAGACUGGUAGGAGGUCAGCACAGCAGGUGGACACACAGGGGUUAAUAGCCAACGUGCAUUUACAAGUUUAUUUUCCAGAUGAAAAUGUGCUUUAAGAACAGGUCUACCAAGCUGGUCUGCACUGCUUCCUGGCCCGGGCUGUCCGCGGGGAGGGCCGGGUUCUGGGCCCGGGCAAACCCAGGGCUCCUCUCACUCGGCCAAGAAGCAGUGCCCAGUGAUACUCCUUCUAAGUUCUGUUCUGUCCAGUUUUUGAAUUUUUUUCCAGUGAGCAUGGUGACUGCAGAGGUUAGAGUUGUGAAAAACUGGGCUAAAUAUUCUUUCUGUCAAGUCGAUUAAGAUUCCAUCCCUGUGAAAUAACACAAAAUUUCACUCUCUAAAAGCAACAGCAUGUAAACUAGAAUGAAAGAAGGAAAUUAUGUAUGUAUGCCUAAUAUUCUUUGUGAAUGUCUUUCAUUUAACUAAAGUUAUAUUAGAAACCAGAUUGAUAAAUAAAAAAUCCAAAAUAGUUUUAA
Talpa occidentalis (Iberian mole) is the source of this 8790-nucleotide messenger RNA. RefSeq names its product contactin associated protein 2 (gene CNTNAP2). The transcript is spliced from 24 exons. NCBI's taxonomy places the organism in Eukaryota, Metazoa, Chordata, Mammalia, Eulipotyphla, Talpidae. Bases 146 to 4081 code for a protein of 1311 amino acids. The record is from RefSeq and is a predicted model, not a curated record.